Molecule: messenger RNA, 1810 nt
Organism: Zophobas morio
Lineage: Eukaryota; Metazoa; Arthropoda; Insecta; Coleoptera; Tenebrionidae
Product: folate-like transporter 2
Exons: 3
Coding region: 478-1728 (416 amino acids)
Biological process (GO): transmembrane transport; vitamin transport
Cellular component (GO): plasma membrane
Molecular function (GO): vitamin transmembrane transporter activity
Source: RefSeq, a predicted model, not a curated record
AUACGCAUAAAUAUAAAAUGAUUUUGCAAUCAUCGUGAUGUGAUAUAUAAAUGAAGUUGGCCGUAGUCUGUGACAUACAGUUAUGUGUAUUGAACAUGUAUAUUAAUUAUAUAAUUAUAAAUUAGAAUAAAUAUGUUAUAUUUCGAGAGUUUAGUGUUGCUAAUAAAAGAUAAAGUCACCUUAAUAAUUAAUUGUAACAACGACAGUUGUUUCUUCACACACUGAAAAGAACGAAUAAAGAUAGGGCAGAAACUUUUUACUUAUUAAUUAAUUACUCACAAUAUUUAACACCGCUUUACUUAGCAAACAACCUAGAACAUCCUUGGAUUUUCUAUAGGUAAUCAGUUUAUUAGCAGACGAUGCAAAUUUAUUAAUUUAAAGAAGAUAACUUUAUUUACAAAAUUAACAUAUAACGUAAAGCCAACCGUUCCUCUUACACAUACUUAUUCAGUUAUAAAGUGAGACUGUUAGUUUAAAAUGCAGUGGUUUAAAAGAAUAUACUUGCUGUACUUCUUUGGCUUUCUUCUAAAUUUCCGACCUAUAGAUCCAAUUCUGUACAAAUAUUUUCUUGUACACAACAAUCUUACAAAUUAUGAAGUAGGUUACAAAAUCCUGCCAAUUGUAACUUACAGUAGCACAGUGAAUUUUGUAUUGAUGUUUUUUUUGUCUGGCCUUUGUUGCUUUAAGGUGCUUUUAGCAAUUUCAUCUGUAUCUGCCAUUUUGUCUACGUGUAUUAGGGCCUGGAGUUACUCAUACGAGGAAGUUGUACUGUCAGAAGUAUUUCGAGGAACGUCAUCAGCAACAGAAAUUGCCUACUACAUUUACGUUUAUAGUUAUUACGAUGUCGAACAUUACCAGCGCGAAACAGCAUUUGUAAGAAUUUUUGCUUUAUUAGGAAAGGCGCUGUCAGCAAUGUUGGCACAACAUUCUCUCAGUCAAAAGUGGUUACGAUACGAACAACUAGAAUAUGUGCAUCUAGCAGCGGUGGCUUUAGCCACUAUUUCCAGCUUUUUAUUGCCAGCUGCCAAAGAAAACGUGUAUGAACUCUCUCCGUCGUUAAGUGCUAAUAAAAACUGCUCAUACAAAAUAAAAGAAACAAUUUCUAACUUUAUGGCAAACUUCUUCCUGUCUUUUAAUCAAAACUACAUAGCACGAUGGUCUUUCUGGUUCGUAUGGUCAAUCUGGAGCUACAAUCUAAUAUCGACUUUCAUUCAACCAUCGUGGGAAAAAUUACAUCGUAGCGCAUACAAUGGACACGUCGAAGCUUGUGUGGCCAUUUUGUCGUUCUUCGCAGUGUUGCUAGUCGCAUUUAGGAAUAUCAACUGGAAGAAGAGGACCGUCAUCAUAAUGCCACUACUUACGGGGUUUCAGUACAUUAUCUUACUGAGUGGAAUGGCGUUCAGUAAUGGAUUUAUUUUAUUCAACUACAUAAGUUAUAUUAUGUUUGCAGUGAUUCAUUUCUUUGUUGUUACGGCAAUUAGCGCGGAAAUUGCCAAAACUCAACUAAAAUAUUGUUUUGGGUUAGUUUUCGGUUUUCUUUAUAUGACUGCAGGUAUUUUAAAUACGGUCAUGGUAUGUGUGGUCAAUGACAGUAUUGCUCCUUAUAAAUUUAAAACGGAAGGGCAGUUUUUUGUUUAUUUUAUAGUUUUUGUUGUGAUAUUUGUUGUAUUUUUUGCGGCAUCCGAAAUUAAAAAGCGAAUUGUUACAGUUGUAAGUAGACAUCAAUAAUAAUAAAAAUGAUAAAUGAAGGAGACUCACUCUCAGUGUUGUAUAUGCUGAGUGGACGCUUAAAAUAAAUGGUCUAAAGUAA